CAUUCGAUCGAAGACAAGAACAAGAACAACACCCUUUUUCUUUCUGCUCUCGGAACAAGAUUUUUCCCCCCCGAGAACAACCGAAGGUUGCCAAAUCGAAUCGAAUCAAAUCAAAUCGAAUCGAAUCGAGCAUCGGACCGGGAGCAGAACACACAUUCCCUCCGGAGCGAGACGACAACGCACGCAAAGCAAGAACAAGAACAAGACUACCAACCGCAAAGAAUUUCGCAACAAUGGCCUCUCACGGAAACACAAGGCGGCAAACGGUGAACGGCCUGGCGUUGCUCACGGUCGCAACACUGCUGGCGGUCCUUUCGUCGUCCCCGUCCGCUGCGGCCUUUGCCACCGGCCCCGCGCUGCCCCAGCAAAGGCUCUGUCAACAGCAACAAAAGCAGCAACAGCAACAACACCGCCGGCCCGCCACCACCUCCCUCCGCAUGGCCCCGCCGGGAUCCUCCGUCCUCAAGCCCGCCGCGGGGCCCCUGAUGGACUCGGGAAAGGCCCUGGCCCGGAGCGGCGAGCUCCUCAUCGACUUUACCCGCACGCUGGACCUCUACGGGGGCGCCCUCUCGAACGCGGGCGCCCAGAUCCGCAACGCCGGCGACUCGCUGGCCCAGGCCGGGGCCAGCUGCCGCUUCAAGACGGGCCUGGAGCUGGUCAUCGACGAGCUCCGGGAGGCCGCGGCCUGCCUGUCGGAGGCGACCGACAAGCUGGAGCUGGCCACCGAGGAGGCUUCCGCCGACGGGGACCCCCUCCUGGAGGAGAAGGUGGCGGCCCUGGUGGGCCCUUCCCGGGUCUGCGCCGCCAGGCUGGAGCAGGCCGGGGCGGGCCUCCUGAUGCGACAGGGCCUCCCGGAGGUCGGGGCCGCCAUGGUGGACGCGGCCGGGGGGAUGGGGGGCCUCUCGGCCGGCAUCGGGAGCCUGGCCGAGGCCCGGUCGGGGGACGCCGACGGGACCCUCUCGGCGCAGCGGAUGGCCUAUGCGGCCGAGCGGCUGGGCAGGGCCGGGACCGAGCUCAAGGGGGAGGUCGACCCGGCCAAGAAACCCGAGGGGCGGGCCUUUCUCAAGGGCGGCGGCUUCUAGGGGGGCGAGCGAGCCCACCGGAACCGCGAAACUUCUUGCCCCACCGGAGGUUCAAGAAGCAAAUGUCCGAGCUUCGGUUCUGGUGCUCAUCCUUCUGCACAAAACCGACUCGAAGCAUGAUCGAUGCAAUAGCUAGCAAUAGUACUUGUAGUAUGUGCACACCAAUGGUAGUGAUUCUUUUACCAACACUGCAUCUGUGUCAAGCCAUAAUGCAAUGGAAAUCCAUCACUGAACUUUUUUGUUGUGUAGAUAUUGCAUACUACUAGACAGUAAUCUUUUUUCAAUACCUACAAUGCAAAUCUUGAUCUGUGAUAUCAAUAACCAAUAGAGUACAUCAACAACGAUAGAGAACUACUAGUACAUCUGCCCAAUGAAUUUGUUCCAUAAAUUGAAUUACUCACU
This is a messenger RNA of Pseudo-nitzschia multistriata, 1484 nucleotides long. The record is from the annotation of a GenBank genome assembly. Lineage: Eukaryota; Bacillariophyta; Bacillariophyceae; Bacillariales; Bacillariaceae.